Messenger RNA from Trematomus bernacchii (emerald rockcod), 1829 nucleotides. Its product is annotated as alpha-tectorin-like. The transcript is spliced from 11 exons. The record is from RefSeq and is a predicted model, not a curated record. NCBI's taxonomy places the organism in Eukaryota, Metazoa, Chordata, Actinopteri, Perciformes, Nototheniidae. Bases 21 to 1391 code for a protein of 456 amino acids.
UCGAGUUACCAUCUUACAAUAUGACUAUCUUGUUCGAUGGCAACACCGCACAUGUGGCAGGACAAAUUGAAGCUAUGGAGGGUUUGUGUGGCAGUCCCUCUGAUUCCAGCAAGAUGACCAGCCUAGCUGCAGAGAAGUCCUCUUCCUCCAGCCUCCCUGGCUGUGAGAUUCAGCACACAGACACGGUCGACAACUCGAUCGACUGCAGCCUCGCCACCGACCACUGUAAUCUCCUGAGGCAGGCUCCCUUCUCCGCCUGUCACAACCACACCGAUCCAGAGCCGUUCAUCACCGCCUGCACAGAAACUUUGUGUAACUACCGUCUAGUUGAUGGUGUCGACUGCCAGUUCAUGGAGGCUUACGCCCAGUCCUGCAGUCUGAAGGCAGAUAUCACCCUGGAGGACUGGAGGUCAACAACCACCUGCUCUGAAGUCCCUGUUUGUCAGCAGCUCUGCAGUGAACAUGAGUUCUGUGGAGAUAAAAGUGGGCGUGGCCUCUGCCUCUGUCGGGGUGUGUUCGCCUCCAAAUACACACCAACCAACUCUUUAGGCGAGCCGGCGGUCUGCAGGGAGGACUCGGCCUCUGUGACUCUGGCUGGAUGUCUUCUGGCUGACAAAGGCAUCGAUUACUCAGUUUUACAUCUGAACGACCCCAACUGCAAGGGCCAAAUGGACAACGAGACCCACAUGGUGACCUUCGGAUUCGACAGCAGCAACAUCUGCGGGACGGAGGUCGUGAAAAACAACAGCAUGAUCCUCUACAAGAACGCCAUCAUGACGAGGAACAUGUCAGAGUACGGCGUGAUCACGCGUCACGACCAGAUCCAGAUCGACUUCUCCUGCCUGUACAAAGAGCCGGAGAUCAAGACUUUCGCCUUCAGGAUCAAAGACAGCUCUGUGGUGCAGGAGCUGACCUCUGGAGAGUGGAACUACACCCUGCAGAUGAGCGCCUACCUGGACCAGAACCUCCUGUAUGUCGUGAAGCCAGAGACAGAGCUGCUGCUGAACCAGAGGAUCUGGUUAGAGCUGAAGACGGAGGGUUUGGACGGGAACAGAGUCUCCAUCGUGACCGACUCCUGCUGGGCCACCAGCCAGUCGUCUCCAAACAACAAUCUGAGAUACGACCUCAUCAACAGCGGAUGCCCGAACGCUAACGAUGAGACGGUGAAGAUGAGUGGAAACGGACAGGGAACCUCCAACGUGUUCUCUUUUAACAUGUUCGAGUUCAACGGAGGAAACAGAGAAAUCUUCCUGCACUGCAAACUGGAGCUGUGCGUCAGGAUGGGAAACUCCUGCCAGCCGACCUGCAACCCUCGCUCUCGCAGGAGGCGCAGAGCCUCUAAAUAUGCGGACAAAAACCCAGCCAUCAUCUCCAUGUCCUGGACGAAAUAAAGACCAUUAAAUUUCGUGGAUAAGGAGUCGGGAUCCUCUCUGCUGGGAAGAAGCUGCACGAUAACACCUGAGAUAAUUGAAGAUACAGUCGCCUCUGAUUUAAAACAGAUGAAUCACCCAAGCUAUUAAGACACUUAGAUAUCUUACAUAUUUUGUGCAAUAAAGAUAAUGUCCCUUAAUAUAUGUUUACUUUCUAUUUUAACGUUUUAACUACCUACUUUAGACAGAUGCGACCUCCUGAAUGCAGAAACUGAAUGUUUGUGUUGAAGUGACGAGAAGUUUAAAGAAGCAUUUCAGCAGGAAGGAAAUCCUGAACUAAAUGGGAAUCUUAAAAUAUGAGUUAUGAGCGGGUGGAAGUCACGACUAAUGAAGAAAUAAAUAAAAACAGUGGUUGCUGCUGAGUGUGAUUAUGUGUUGUAAUAAUGACUAAUAAUACAA